GCAUCCGGUUCGUAAUUUGAUCGGGUCGGGUCGAUUCGCGUCUGUCAAACCGGGAGAGUUGCGGUGCGAUCAGGUUAUGCUUUUUUGAUCCAUCUGUUCGCCCUCGUCUCCGAUCUAGUCGUGUCAGUUAGGAUCCAAAUCAGUUGGAAUCUGGAAUUGACUGGUGGUUACGGGAAUUCGGCAUUGCGGGUUUUAUGCAGUUUUAUGGCGGAGUAGGAUGUGAUAAUGAUCAAUGGUUAUAUGGAGCUCCAAAGUUAUGUCAUUUGUUAGGGGAGUGCAAUACAAAUUGCUAUGCAUUUUUAGAUAUGGAAUUGAUUGAAUGCUAUUACAGUUUGGGGAUCAGUGAUAAUGAAAGCUGAAUAUGCUAACAAGUGAUUAAUUAUCUCCUAGAUUCCGAGAAACAUGGGAACCACACAGAUUGGAAAGACCUAGGUUCCAGGUAAAUUCAGUUGGACAGGUGGUCUUUUGUGGUAGCUCUACCCUUUCAUAAUUGAUUAUGGCUGCGCAGAACCAAUGGUUGUCGCGACGCUGGAGAUUCUGGCUAAACUGAAACUGCAAUCGGCCGAUCAUGUAUUCCCUAGAUUCUGGGAAAGAUGAGAACGAAAGUUUUGAGGAUCUAGAGUCUAGACCAAUGUGGUUAGACAGUGGAUCGAGGAGCCAACAGUUCUUAUUGCCCGCUUUGAAAAUGCAAACCUUUCACACGGUUACUGAUUGGUACAAUGCAUACGUUUCCUCCAGGGUCACUGAAUUACCGUAUCGACCUCAUAUUAUCUUUGUAGACGGCCAUUGCACGCAAUUGUGUGUAGGUCGAAUAAUGGGAGCUCCAAGUCAUCAUCAGGGUGUUCACUCUCGCCCUUCAGAUAUAUUUUCUGCUAUCUCUAAAAUGGAAAAUCGGAGGUAUUUAGCUCAAGUAAAAAGAAGGCAGGGAAGCACUAUUUUCUCUUUGGCAUGAAAACUAAGUAUUGUGAGGAGAGUCAUGAGAAGAAAUAUGUACCUCUGAAGUUUUUCCUUCUUCUGCGUGCAUAACAGAUGGCGACUAGCAUGGCAGUAGUUAUGGCAAUUGCUAAUACAACUACCAGAACUAUCCACACCUUGGACUUACUCUUCCCUGUUCAAUUGAAAAGUUAGCAUAAAAAACAUAAAAAUGCCAAAUAUGACGGGUGACUAUUGAAAGGUAUGUGCUCACAUUUGAUAGGAAAAAUAAUGAUAGAUGAAACGGAAAUCUAGUGCAAGAUCUACUUUUCUAAGAGAUGCCAAAACAAGAUAGUACCUAUUUCUGAAGCUGGCAUCCGCAAAUAUGGAACCUGCCCAGCAUCUGGAUACUGUCUCAUAGCUAUCAGAUCACCGAACCACAUUGCACAUCCACUUGCUCGUCCUCUGAUAUCUGAGUUUGCAUAUGCUGUACAUGAAC
This is a messenger RNA of Syzygium oleosum, 1411 nucleotides long. RefSeq lists its product as uncharacterized. The transcript is spliced from 4 exons. The coding region runs from base 569 to 952 and encodes 127 amino acids. The record is from RefSeq and is a predicted model, not a curated record. NCBI's taxonomy places the organism in Eukaryota, Viridiplantae, Streptophyta, Magnoliopsida, Myrtales, Myrtaceae.